UACUUUGAAGGGUUGAACCGGAUGUACUAACUGUGCGCUGAGUAUUCUGUCAAGCUUGCUAGCAAACAUCACAGGAUUAGCUUUGUAUUGUCAUGUCGAUACCAGGAUUUAUGUUGUAUUCGCUUGUAUUCUGCGUGGAAGGAAAGUAAAUCUAGGUGGGGAGCGAAAGUGUGAGAUGAAAUGUCAACGUCAACAUUGCAGCACACACAUUCACACACUGAUGGAGGGAGCUGCCAAGCAAGGCGCUAACCAGCACCCAUCAGGAUCAACGGUGAAGUGUCUUGCUCAAGGACACAACGGACGAGACAAGAAAGCGAUCGACCUUGUGACCAAAGCCACAGAAGAAGACAAGGCUAAGAACUACGAAGAGGCGUUGCGACUUUACCAACAUGCCGUGGAAUAUUUUCUACACGCCAUUAAAUAUGAAGCCCACAGCGACAAAGCGAAGGAAAGCAUUCGAGCAAAGUGCAUGCAGUAUUUGGACCGAGCGGAGAAACUGAAAGACUACCUGAAGAACAAGGACAAGCAAAGCAAGAAACCUGUGAAGGAGUCACAGAGCAAUGACAAGAGUGACAGUGAUAGUGAGGGUGAAAAUCCAGAGAAGAAGAAGCUACAAGAGCAACUUAUGGGUGCAAUUGUGAUGGAGAAGCCCAAUGUGAGAUGGAAUGAUGUGGCUGGACUAGAAGGAGCCAAAGAAGCUCUGAAGGAAGCUGUCAUCCUUCCCAUCAAGUUUCCUCACCUCUUCACAGGUAAGCGGACGCCAUGGAGGGGAAUUUUGCUGUUUGGACCACCAGGGACGGGGAAGUCGUACCUGGCAAAGGCUGUGGCAACUGAGGCCAACAACUCCACUUUCUUCUCCGUCUCGUCCUCAGAUCUCAUGUCCAAGUGGCUGGGCGAGAGUGAAAAACUUGUAAAGAAUCUGUUUGACCUGGCCCGCCAGCAAAAACCUUCCAUCAUUUUCAUCGAUGAGGUGGACUCACUAUGCGGUUCCAGGAACGAGAAUGAGAGCGAAGCAGCUCGCAGAAUCAAGACAGAAUUUCUGGUCCAAAUGCAAGGAGUGGGAAACAACAACGAUGGUAUUUUGGUACUGGGGGCCACCAACAUUCCCUGGGUGCUUGAUGCUGCUAUUCGGAGAAGAUUUGAGAAGCGUAUUUACAUCCCGCUACCAGAAGAGCCGGCCCGCGCACAGAUGUUCCGAUUGCAUCUGGGCAACACACCUCAUAGCCUGAGCGAGGCGGACCUGCGGCAGCUUGCCCACAAGACAGACGGCUACUCUGGUGCUGACAUCAGCGUCAUCGUACGGGACGCCCUCAUGCAGCCUGUUAGGAAGGUCCAGUCCGCGACACACUUUAAAAAGGUACGUGGGCCAUCACGUAGCAACAACCAGGUAAUGGUGGACGACCUAUUGACACCGUGUUCCCCUGGUGACCCCACUGCCAUAGAAAUGACUUGGAUGGACGUACCGAGUGAUAGGCUGCUGGAGCCAAUAGUCUGCAUGUCCGACAUGCUGCGUUCUCUGUCCACCACGCGGCCAACAGUCAACACUGAAGACCUGCUGAAGGUGAAGAAGUUCACUGAUGACUUUGGGAUGGAAGGCUGAGUGUGACGGGUCACAGUCGGUACCGUUGUCCCCUUUUGCCCCAUCUAAAGAUAGAUGAAUGGAAAAAGGCGAGAUUUUCUUUUAUUUAAUCCUCCAGUCUGCUACGUUUGCAUCUUGGAGAGCUGACUAAAUCCUAGCAUAGAAAAAACUCUGACGCUCCAUCGCAGCAGAAAGUCACUUGAUGACGAGCAGGUUGUUCUAUUUUAUCUCGGCUAUAGGAUGACGUGUUGAAGGAGGAAGAAUCAGGUGACCAAAUGUUUUUAUUUAACACCUGUGUGUUUACGUCACGUUGAGCAGUCAUUGCUGCCAUGUGUUGCUUGAGGUCAGCCAUUCUGCACAUUUUAAUAUUGUCCAAUAACAAGUAAAUACUUUGGACUUCAAAUGAAGAAUUUUGUCUUUCAUUUGUUAAUGGUGAUAGUAAUCAAAAUAAAACACUGGACAAAAACUACAGUGGUA
Messenger RNA from Nerophis ophidion (straightnose pipefish), 2056 nucleotides. It is a transcript of the gene vps4a, whose product is annotated as vacuolar protein sorting 4 homolog A. The coding region runs from base 176 to 1600 and encodes 474 amino acids. Gene Ontology annotation, molecular function: ATP binding; ATP hydrolysis activity. The record is from RefSeq and is a predicted model, not a curated record. The transcript is spliced from 12 exons. Gene Ontology annotation, biological process: vacuole organization; endosomal transport. NCBI's taxonomy places the organism in Eukaryota, Metazoa, Chordata, Actinopteri, Syngnathiformes, Syngnathidae.